AUGAGCGGCCCAAUGUCCUCUCCUCUGACCUUCAUACCGAGAAAGCUGACUCGGCCCAAAUCUUCUCUCCGGCCUGCGACAGUCUCCAAAAAUGCUGAAGCGACCUCUCUUCCAACUGCAGCGUGCCCCACCAUCACAGCGAAGGAGAAGGGGAAGGACAGAGCCCUAGAUGAGGAUGAACGUGUGCAACAUCUAGGUCGAACGAAGACGAAACAAACAACCAAAUUUACCGAUGAAGAUCAUGCCUCCCUUGUGUGUCUCGCUCUUUCGGACUAUGCAUUAUGGUCUGACGCGGAUCUGCGGCGAAGAAUUGAUCAAGGACAGUUGCAGGCUGUAGCAUUGGGCGAAGAGUCUGGAGAGGGAACUGGCAACGCGACAGCGAUUGACCAGGAUGCAGGAUAUAUACCACUUAGCUACCUCAUCAAGCACUCGCACGUUCUUUCGCCCAUUCUCACUGGUAUUCCCGAAACGACAAUCAUAAAGGCCAUCCGUACCUACGCGGCAGAUUUUAUUGACGUUAGGCUCUCGUUUGCGGCCCCUUCGUCUUCUGGAUGGUAUCGCGACGGGUCUGGCUCAAGGCCUUCACAAGGAGGUUACGAGGUACUUAGAAAAGACUGGGCUACAACUUGUCGGAAUGCGUCUAGCACGAAUUCCAAGAGUGAUUGGAAAAACCUGACGGUAUAUAUGGAGAAUAUUCCGAUACAGUACCGCAGUAUUCCUGGAAUCUGUCGAUUUACGCAGCUAUUGCUAGCUCACCCAGUCGCCUCGAAAGGCAUGAGCGACCACCCAUCUCCAACGCGCGUCCAGCACGUCUCCCUCCCUCCUCACCACCAAGAUAACGCGGGAGAUCAGCCUGUGUGUAAAGGCUUUGCGCUAGUCACGCUCCAAACACAAGAGGACGUUGAAAAGCUUGUACAAGUUUGGAAUUGGGAUCGUGACGAUGUGAAUGAUGAAACAGGCGAAGAAACAGAAAUUGCCAAAGAGGCAUUGAAAUUCGGUUUCAGAACUUUGCCUAAAGCACGGUGGGACGAGCUCAAGGCGGAAUAUCUGCUUUACCGAACGCAGCUUGUUGAUGAAAUUAACAAGUUUCAGGAUAAGAGUGACGCUGCAUUGGGACAAAUAGUUGGAGGAACCUUGUUAUCAAUGCUAUCCGACGGAGAAGAGACGAGACCUCUAAGCGUAGCUGGGAAAACGAAGCGACAGUCGGAAAAGGUGGCAGAGCUGGACAAGGAGGGGGAAGAAGGAAGCACUGAGCACCAAACUGGGGACAACGGGAGUCCAGUAAUCGACCAAUGGUCGCCUUACCCCUAUGGCUGUCUUUUAUUUGCCAAGAACGUGCACCCGGAGACCAACAAAACUACACUGCGAGCCCUAUUUUCACAGGCAUCCAAAGCCGCCUCUUGCCUGGAUAACGCAGGAGACGCAUUGGACUAUGUGGACUUUAACAAAGGCAUGGACACUUGUUAUCUCCGCGUGAGCACCCCUGCGCAUGCACGUCUCAUCUCACAGCACUUCACACAAAAUUCAACUGUUCAAGACCGCGGAUUGGACGAUUCAGGCACCUCAAUCUCAUCGAUGGACUCCGGAAUGAAGCCCAUUAUAAUUGAGGUGGUGGAAGGGAAGAGGGAGGAGGUUUAUUGGCAGAAGGUGCCGGAUAAAGUGAGGAGACAGGCUGUGGAAAAGGUCAUUUUGGCUUUGAGUGGCGGGACUGGAGGUGAUGGUGGUAAAGAGGAUAUUGAGAGAGACGCGGGAAGGCAGAGAAAGAAGAGGCGGAAACGUUGA
This is a messenger RNA of Laccaria bicolor S238N-H82, 1782 nucleotides long. RefSeq lists its product as uncharacterized. The record is from RefSeq and is a predicted model, not a curated record. Gene Ontology annotation, molecular function: telomerase RNA binding. The transcript has 4 exons. Gene Ontology annotation, biological process: telomerase catalytic core complex assembly. Lineage: Eukaryota; Fungi; Basidiomycota; Agaricomycetes; Agaricales; Hydnangiaceae. Bases 1 to 1782 code for a protein of 593 amino acids.